AGCACUACUCGACGACGACGACGACCGUCGCCGCCACUAGUUACCACCGACGACCGGCAGUUCACAACGGACCGUACCUCACGACGCACUGCUGCAGCUGUCGAUCAUUGCACUCUAUCAUCGCCACUACCACCACCACUACUACUACUACUACUACUACUCUACUAUUAUUACCACCUGAGCAGUAGAAGUAGCAGCAACAGCAUCAGCAGUAGCCGACGUCUCGCGGUGUCGUCCGCGUACGGAUAAAAAAAAAAAAUAAAUAGAAAUCUCCUCCGGGACAUGGUUUAGUUUUCUCGUUUAAAUUAACUUACCCUUCGCAAUCCGACAUCCAACUCCCGAGUCUCCGUUAUAACCCGCACGCAUCACGUCCAAUUUUUCCUUUGACCGUGUCACCGCCAAACUGGUAACAAUUUCGCACCGCCACAGCUACCCGUCGUAGUAGUAGCCACGGCACCCAAACGACCGCCGCCGUACCGCACGACCGCCGGCCUCAGCCGCCGCCACUGCUGCACCACUGCAGCGCGCCUUAACGACGACGGACAGCCGCACGGCUGCACCAGACCGCACCAGACGCACCGCUAUGUCGCAUCAUUUCGCCGGCGCCGGAGACGUCGGAGUGCCCCUGAAAUCGACGGUCGGGGUGGGUAUACCUGUCUCGGCCGAAGAUAUAAUCCUACAGACUUUCGACAAUGAUGACAGAAAACUGCAGGUGUGCGGGUCCAUGCGACCGAUUAUCACAGAAUUGGAUAACAACAAAAAGGGAUCUAUACGAACAGAUGUUGCCGAUCUAGUUAUGGUCAAAUACAAAUGUUCAUCGAACGGGGUACCUAUAACACAGACCAAUGGCUCGACACUUCCGCUUGUACCGGGUUCAAGCAAAGAUGCCGAAUUCGGUGGCUACAAUCCAUUCGACCAUCGGACGGUUCAAUACCCAACCACGGAUAUGGAAACAUUUAUACAUCUGCUCAAAGGAAGUCUGGGCUCAGGCAUAUUGGCCAUGCCUUUGGCUUUUAUGAAUGCUGGACUAAUAUUUGGGCUCGUAGCAACCGCUGUAAUUGGAUUCGUUUGUACAUAUUGUGUCCAUAUACUGGUAAAAUCGUCUCAUAAAUUGUGUCGUAGAAUGCAAGUACCAGCAUUAGGAUUUGCUGAUGUUGCAGAAGUUGCCUUCCUUGCUGGACCACCAGCCUUCCAAAAAUUUUCCGGCCUAUUCAGAGGCCUCGUUAACAUAUUCCUAACCAUUGAUUUGCUUGGUUGCUGUUGUGUUUAUAUUGUUUUUGUUGCAAAAAAUAUUAAACAGGUUAUGGAUGAAUAUGUUUUAGAUAUAAAUGUUAGAUGGUACAUGUUGAUGAUGUUGCCAUUGGUAAUCGCUAUGAAUUUAAUACGUAACUUGAAGUACCUGGCUCCAUUUUCAAUGAUUGCAAACAUUUUGGUUGGUACUUGCAUGACCAUUACAUUCUGGUACGUGUUUCAAGACUUGCCACCCAUGAAAUCUGUACCUUACAUUACGGAUUGGCACAAAUGGCCACUCUUCUUUGGCACUGCCAUCUUCGCAUUGGAAGGAAUUGGUGUUGUAAUGCCAUUGGAAAAUAACAUGAAAACUCCACAACAUUUUAUUGGUUGUCCCAGCGUGCUGAACAUUGGCAUGGCUAUUGUUGUGCUUUUAUACUCUACUGUUGGAAUGUUUGGUUUUCUCAAGUAUGGUGAAGAGACUGAGGGCAGCAUUACUCUGAAUUUACCGAAAGAUCAAUUAUUGGCGCAGUCCGUAAAGGUCAUGAUAGCCGUGGCUAUUUUCCUUACAUACAGUCUUCAGUUUUACGUACCCUUUGAGAUCAUCUGGAAAGGCUCCAAGCACCGGUUUACAUCACACCCCGUUCUUUUUGAAUAUUUGCUCAGAGUGAUCUUGGUCGUGUGCACAGUUUUGAUUGCAAUUGCUUGUCCUAACCUGGGCCCGGUCAUAUCGCUCGUCGGAGCAUUAUGUCUGUCAUUUUUGGGUCUAAUCUUGCCGAGCUGCAUCGAUCUAGUUACAUGCUGGGAAGAACCUGGAUUGGGUAGAGGAUACUGGCGUCUGUGGAAAAACUUGGUCAUCAUAAUGUUCGGCAUUUUGGGAUUGGUUACCGGCGUUUACUGUAGUAUACUUGACAUCAUCGUACAGUUCAAUCAGUGAGCGUGCGCGCAAGUAAUGAUUUCAAUUACAAAAGGACGGCAGCGACACAACUCUCAUACAGACAGAACAGCAAUAUUAGCGUUGUCAAUUACAGCUAUUAGUGUCCAGUAAAAUUGUUUUUAAACAAAAAAACGACAAUAAAUAUUUUGUACUGAUUAACUAGGGUGCAACAGUGAAUUUUGAAAAAAAUUUUAAAACAAAAUCAUGGAUUUUAGAUAUUAGACUUUUAUCUUUUGUCAUCAGUUUUCGAGUAUUAUAUUAUUAUAUUAUACAGUGUUCCUAAAGCGGCCUUGUAAAUAUAAUAAUAAAAUAACAGACUAACAAAAAUUUAAGUAAAAAAUUGAAAUAUUCUUGUUGCUCAAUAUUUGUUUCCGUUUGUAGAACUUCAUGAUUUCUAUGAGUGUUAUUUGCUCGUAAUGGGAUAAUUUGGGUCCGAUCAAUAUUUCCUUAUUUUAUUUGAAUAUUCCAUAUAUUAUCAUAAAAAGUAAUUCAUUAUUAAUCCACAUUUAAAUAAUCUUUACUAUAGUAGUACUAUUAUUUUUCUGAUACUAUAUAGUAUAUACCAUAAGACAUUAAGUAUUUAGUUAUUUUUAUUUAUAUGCAUUUUUUUUUUAUAUAUAUAUUUUAUUUUAUUCUUCACUGUCUCAAAAAUAUAUAAUAUUGUUUUUACGUGUCUAAUGCUGAUAAACAAAUACAUUUCUGUCCAUUUAUUAUAAUAAAUAUUUGUUUGACCAAUAAUGUUAUAACAUUUUUGAUUGUUACUGUGAAAUUAUAACUAUGUUUAUUAUAAACAGAUUUACAUAAAAUAUAAAUGUAUUGAUAUUACAAUAAUCAGAUACCUAUUAGAUAAAUGAAGAUUUAUAGUUUGGCUGGAGUAAUAUUUGAAAUAUUACUUCCUACCAAACUAUAACUUAUCACUUUUCUUUUUACUUUGGACUAUAUUUGAAUAUAGUUAAUUAAUUAGUCAUUUUAUAUAUACAUACGUACUAUAUAGGUUUUACUAAAAACAAACAAUUCUUGAAAAAAAAUGCCAUUUUUUUAUCUAACUGAAUACAUGUUUUAGUCUAAUUGGGCAAUAACUAUAUUAUUGAAGUUGAGUGCAAUCAACUUGCUAUUAUUGUUCUUCAAUUAAUAAUUUAACUAAGAAAAUAACAAAUUGACUAACAAAUUUUAUUCACGGGUAAGUUCAUAUAAUAAAAAAUUAAUAGAUUUUUGAGAUAAUGAUGCAAAAUGUAGUUCUCUAAUUUAGUACUAUCAUAUUAUUCAAUGAUUCAAAUUUAAAACUAUUCCUAACCAUACCAAAUUAUAGCUCGUGUAUCUCUAUGUACGUACGGACCUCGUCGGUAAAUUCUUAAAAUCUAAUCAAUGUUAACUUCAUGUGUGUUUCAUUGUAUAUUUCUCUUUGGCAUACACUCAUAUUUGAUUACAUUAUGUUCGACUGAACAACAUAAUGUUUAGACCAUGUACAAACUAAUAGAAUAUUUUGUUAUAAAAUAAACAAAACUAUUUUACCUCAAAUUUAAAAUAACUAUAAGUAAUUGAUCGAAAUAGGAAACAGUUGUUUACCAAUUCACAUAACCAACAAUUAUUCAAUUACCUAAACAAUAUGAAUAAAUUAAAUUAUAUUAUUUAUUACCAGGAUUUCUAUCAUUUUAUUUACUAAAUAAACUAGGUAUCUAUGGUGCGAUUAGAAAAUAUUAAAAAUUAUUUUUACCCAAUGUAAAUUGGAAUAAUAUUAUUUCAAAAUGUUUGGAUAGCAUUUGAUAGGUAGGUAGUAAAUUUUUAAUUUAAAAAGGCGACCUUGUGAUGUAGUAAUAAUAAAUAUAUGAUAAUAAUAAAUAUGUAAUUUUGACAAAUUGUUUAAUAUUGUCGAUAUAGUAGCUAUAAGUUAUUUUGAUCAAUCUAAGAGGUAUUUAAAUGAUUUAUUUUUAGACUGAAAUUAUACAAAUUCAUAUCCAUCGUUGUUGAUUUAGUAUCUGAAUAUUAUUGUAUUUUAUUACGGAUAUUGAUAUACUUAUUUUUUUCCUAACUACAUAUAUUAUAUAGCUGGUGACUACUACCAAUUAACUAUUUAGUGAAGUGCUCAUUAAUUUAUCUAUUCAUAUAUUAUAAAAUUAUUGUUUGUCAAACGUCAUAAAAUCUAAGAUUCUAUUAAUUUGAAUAUAUUUUACCCUUCAUCGUAAGUAAUUAUUUUUGUGUACGUGUCUUUAAAUUACCAUCUUGCAUACAUAAUAUUACUUUUAUUUUUUAUAAUUGAGAAAUUAUAUUUUUUAUGGUGUAUACUUUGGUUAACAAUAAAUAUUAAUAUACAAAAUAUAGAAAAUAUUUAUUUACAAAACAUCUUAAUUGUUGUACGAAAGUUUCAAUUUAGAUUACAUAAUUUAUUACAUUAUUGAAAUGUUUAGUUUGAUUUAUAAAUGGGCAGUAUCAAUUAAAUUAAAAACAAAAAAUUAUUUCUUUUGUGUACUUAAUUUAAGAGCUAAAAAACGUAAGGACAAAUUUUGAAACAAAAAAGAAAACAAAAUGUUUCAAUUUUUUAUGUUUGAAAAAUUUAACUACAUUCGAUAGAAAAAUCAUUUCAUAGGUGUGAUAUGGUGUACAAUUGAAAUUAUUACAUCUUUUAUGCCUGGAAUUUGCAAGCAUCUUAAGAAAAUUUCUAAAUUUUUAAAACACAUUUUACAGCACAUCUCUUGAUCUUAAAAACAUUUUACAUAACAUAAUAUAUUAUACUAUAUUACAUUUAAUUAAUAAUUUAAACUCAAAAUACAUUAAAAACAAAAUAAAUACUGAAAAUGUAUUGAAAAAGGUACUCAAUCUGUAAAACAAAUAAAAAAACUAUAAAGGAAAAAGACUAUUGUUGUUAAACGACUAUGUGGUUGUUUAUUUGAGUGAUACACCCUGUACAGUUAAUUAUUACUAUUUUGAUAAUAACUGUGCUGAAUAUUUGUUGUCUAUAAUUUAAAUCGCAUUUAGAUAAUCUAUGUACCUUCUUAUGUUUAAUUAAACCAAUGACCGGAUAUUUUGUUUUAUAUUUUUUUUUUUGGUACCUAUUAUUUUUACUAAUAUAAUUUAUAGUGUAAGUUUUUGUUUUAUAUAAUUAAAGUAUAAUGAAAUCUGUGAUGUUACGCGAAACGAUAUUAUUCGGUAGCUGUAAGUAAUUAUUUUAGUCUAGAUGAUGCUGAUGAAAUAAAAAAAUGUCUAUGUAACAAAAUAUAUAAAAACAAAUUGAUAAUAUUA
Messenger RNA from Metopolophium dirhodum (rose-grain aphid), 5404 nucleotides. Its product is annotated as proton-coupled amino acid transporter-like protein pathetic. Gene Ontology annotation, biological process: amino acid transmembrane transport. Lineage: Eukaryota; Metazoa; Arthropoda; Insecta; Hemiptera; Aphididae. Gene Ontology annotation, cellular component: vacuolar membrane. Gene Ontology annotation, molecular function: amino acid transmembrane transporter activity. The record is from RefSeq and is a predicted model, not a curated record. The transcript is spliced from 11 exons. The coding region runs from base 584 to 2167 and encodes 527 amino acids.